CCAAGUUCGGUGCUGUCCCACCUACGCGCUCCUCUUCCACAAAGCUACUAUCACUACCACGACAACAACAACAGCAGCACCAUGACGCAAUUACCAAGCCUGAUACCCCCGUUUCGCUAUGCCAUGGUUGAGGAAUACUUAUUCCGAGGUGGUUACCCGAAGCCGCGUAAUCUGCGAUUCAUCAAGAGAUUACGUUUAAAAACGAUACUGUCGCUCACCCCUAAUCCACUCAAGCCUGAAACUCAAGAGUUUUGUGCACAGCAUAGUAUCGUUUUAAUACAUAUCCAGGUGGAUAAAAUGAAGGAGGAUAAUAUUCCGUUGAGCUACAACAAGACAUUGAUGGCACUUCAGAUUCUCAUUGAUCCUGCAAAUCAUCCACUAUAUCUGCACUGUCUGGACGGAGCAGAUGUGACAGGAUUGGUGGUAGCAUGUCUGCGCAAACUUCAAAUGUGGAGUACUUCUAGUGCCAUGAGCGAACUUUCGAGAUAUUUACAUACCAAUGUCAUAGCACCGGAAGAGUUUGAGUUUGUGGAAAACUUUAAAAACUUCGAAGUGACUAUACCUUCUGUAAUACCCACCUGGCUUUGGGGCGGCCAAGUCUCGUUCCGCAAGCAUUCAUGCCUUCGUCUCAAGUUCUUGAACCCUGAAAUGAUGACCGAAGAAGAGCGUGAAAUCAAGGACAGGAAAGAAAAAUUGGAAAAGGAAAAGGAAGAUGAUUAUCAACGCCGAAAAAACGAUCUGUUGGACAAUCUAUUGGACACCGGUGAUGGACGACACCGAUCUGGAUCACAUUACGAUGGCAGUAAGGAUAGUCCAGAUAUCAUUCCUGGCGCGUCAUUAUCGAGCAACAAGCCGCCAUCAUUGGCAGGAUCCGAUGAUGUAGGCUUUGUACCGUCAUCGCGAUUAAACUCGUCAACAGAACGGCGGGAAAGCAAGGACACAGGCAGUCCAAGCAGAGAUCGAUACUUAGUUGAUGUAGACGUCGAUGUUGACCGGGUAAUGAUGGAUGGGUUGGAUCAGGUAGAAUAUUACAAUCGCUUCGGCCAACAUUCAGACGAUGAACAGGAUGGACACGAUCCAAGUGGCAGCUUAAUGCUAGACGAGGAAACGGGUGAAACCGAAGUCAUUAGUAGAACUUUGGAUGCAUUGGCACUAGAAGGAUUGUAAGAUAUGACAGCCUUUUUGAAAAGGGAAGACAAGGACGAGAAAGUCAUUUUACUGUAAAUAUUGAUAAUGAUGAAAUUAAUAGUAUUACGCAUAUACACAUUCUGGUAAUACACUGGAUCAUAACAUAGCUGACAGAAGCCAUUCUGAGGGUUCACUGCUUGUUUUGACCAAGAUCUUGGAUAUGUGUUACACUGCAUAUUUGUUUGCCAAAGAAUGACAGGGAGGUUUGUCGUCUUAUACAUACUACGCACAUAUACAUAGCAUUGCCACUCUCAACUUUUCCAUGUAUACAAAUUACAAUGCAAGCAUGGCAAGUAUUCUUGGCUGCAUAUCAGGACUUCAGACAAG
Molecule: messenger RNA, 1515 nt
Organism: Zychaea mexicana
Lineage: Eukaryota; Fungi; Mucoromycota; Mucoromycetes; Mucorales; Lichtheimiaceae
Product: tyrosine phosphatase family-domain-containing protein
Exons: 5
Coding region: 82-1167 (361 amino acids)
Biological process (GO): protein dephosphorylation
Molecular function (GO): phosphatase activity
Source: RefSeq, a predicted model, not a curated record